Fomitopsis serialis is the source of this 2126-nucleotide messenger RNA. RefSeq lists its product as uncharacterized. Gene Ontology annotation, cellular component: ribonucleoprotein complex. Lineage: Eukaryota; Fungi; Basidiomycota; Agaricomycetes; Polyporales; Fomitopsidaceae. Gene Ontology annotation, molecular function: RNA binding. The transcript is spliced from 10 exons. The record is from RefSeq and is a predicted model, not a curated record. Bases 125 to 1849 code for a protein of 574 amino acids.
AGGUGAAAAGCUAAAUCAAAAAAACUUUCCAUAAAAACUUCGAAAAAUCCAUUGCCUUGUCGCCUCCUGUUCGCAGAAAAGUCCACAAAGCAGUAACGACCCCACUAUAACCCCAGAAAACACCAUGUCCGCAACCGCUGUCGUCCAACCGCAGGAAGUCCCUCAGGGCCACGUCCCCGAGGCGGCGCCUCCCCCUCCUGCCCCCGUCCCUGCAUACAAUCCUCCUCCCCCGCAGAUGCCGUCCCCAUCUGCUUCUCUUUACGUUGGUGAAUUGGACCCCACCGUCACGGAGGCGAUGUUGUUCGAGAUCUUUAAUAUGAUUGGGCCCGUCGCGAGCAUUCGCGUCUGCCGUGAUGCGGUGACCCGUCGUUCGCUCGGUUACGCAUACGUCAACUACCUCAACGCCGCCGAUGGUGAGCGUGCCCUGGAGCAGUUGAACUACUCCUUGAUCAAGGGCCGCGCAUGCCGUAUUAUGUGGUCUCAGCGUGACCCUGCUCUGCGCAAGACUGGCCAGGGCAACAUCUUCAUCAAGAACCUCGACGAGCAGAUCGAUAACAAGGCCCUUCAUGAUACCUUCGCUGCCUUUGGUAACGUGCUGUCCUGCAAGGUUGCCACCGAUGAGCACGGUCGUUCCAAGGGUUACGGCUUCGUACACUACGAGACCGCCGAAGCUGCCGAAACCGCUAUCAAGGCGGUCAACGGUAUGCUGUUGAACGACAAGAAGGUCUACGUCGGCCACCACAUUUCGAAGAAGGAGCGCCAGUCUAAGCUCGAGGAGAUGAAGUCCCAAUUCACCAACGUCUAUGUCAAGAAUAUUGACCCCGAGGUGACCGAGGAAGAGUUCAGGGACCUCUUCAGUCAGUUCGGGAAUGUCACCUCUGCUGUUGUCCAGAGGGAUGACGAGGGGAGGAGUCGCGGGUUCGGAUUCGUCAACUUCGAGAACCACGAGGAGGCUCAGACGGCCCGAGCACCGGGCAGGAAGCUCUUCGUUACUCGUGCUCAAAAGAAGGCCGAGCGUGAGGAGGAGUUGCGGAGGUCUUACGAACAGGCGAAGAUGGAGAAGAUGAGCAAGUACCAGGGUGUCAACCUUUACAUCAAAAACCUCGAGGAUGACAUCGACGACGAACGUCUCCGGGCAGAGUUCGAGCCUUUCGGUGCGAUCACCAGCGCCAAGGUCAUGCGCGACGAAAAGGGCACCUCGAAGGGCUUCGGUUUCGUUUGCUUUUCCUCCCCUGACGAGGCCACGAAGGCUGUCGCCGAGAUGAACAACAAGAUGAUCGGCACGAAGCCCUUUACUCAAAUCGCUCAGCGCAACCAGAUCAGGAUGCAGCAGGCCGCUGCCAGCGGUAUGGGUGGCUACAUCAACGGCCCGAUGUACUACCCUCCGGGCCCUGGCUUCCCUCCUCAGGGUGGUCGUGGCAUGAUGGGCUAUGGCCAGCCGGGUAUGAUGCCUCCUCGCCCGCGCUACCCUCCUAACGGUCAAGUUCCGGGCAUGCCCAUGCCUGGUCCUUACGGUCAAGGUCCCCCUAGUCCCUACACUGGCAUGCCUGGCUAUCCUCGUGGCGCUCCUCGCCCUGGCCUCCCGGUCCCAACGGUGUGCCCCGCGUCCUGCUGGCCGCCGGGUGCGCCCGCUGCCCGCCCUCCUGCCGCACCGCCGGCUGCCGCGGUGCCGGGUGAGACCCCUGCGCUCACUGCUGCUGCUCUCGCUGCCGUUACUCCCAUGGAAGCCAAGCAGAUACUCGGCGAGCACAUCUACAUGAACAUUGCUCCGUACAUCACGGGCAUGCUUUUGGAGAUGGACAACGCUGAGCUGCUCCAUCUCCUCGAGAACAGCGAUUCGAUGAACUGAAGGUACAGGAGGCUCUGGCUGUCCUGCACGAGUUCACGAAGGAGGACGCCAAGUAAGGAUGUCGUACGUUAAGUGUGUACUGCGCGGGAGUGUCGUAUGUUGCGCUGUUGUGUUGUCGUCGUCGUGUUGUGUGUUGUGUUGUUGCUGCGUUCGUCGUCGAGUCGUCGUCCGAUUCCUCCUUGCUCUGUCGCCCAUGUCCUUUAGCUAGCGGGUCUGUGGUGGUCGUUCCUUUGUGUGUACUUAUAUCUCAGGAACAGGAGAGUCGACUUGCUGCAUA